CAAAGAGAGAGUGGCUAGCUGUUAGUCGUAACGGGGCAAUAGAAGAUUUUACCAUCUGUGUUCGUCCUCCACGGCAAACACAGCCUUCAGUCAGCUGGUGUGGAAACAACAGCCCUUACCUGCUCUAUCUGGUAGCACUGACACUGGAAAGGUUGGAGGGAUGUUUGACACACUGUAUGAGUGGUUCUGGUGGGACAAAAUCUGGCUGCCUUUGAACCUGACGUGGGCUGACCUGGAGGACAGGGAGGACCGGGUCUAUGCCAAAGCUUCACAUCUCUACGUCACUGUUCCCUACACCUUUGCCUUCUUACUCAUCAGAUACCUGUUUGAAAGAUGGAUAGCAACACCACUCGCAGUCUCCGCUGGGAUCAAGCAGAGAGUCCAUCUUAAAGCAGAGGAAAACCCCAUUCUGGAACGUUACUACAUUACUCAGAGUAGAAAUCCUGCUAAGGCAGACAUUGAUGGGCUGUCUAAGAAAAGCAGUUUGUCAGAGAGACAAGUUUUACGCUGGUUCAGAAAAAGACGCAGUCAAGACCUUCCUGGAAUACUGAAGAAAUUCAGAGAGGCUAGCUGGAGGUUUGUCUUCUACCUGUCGGCUUUCAUCGGAGGAAUAGUAGCACUGUACGAUAAGAAAUGGUUUUAUGACACUGGGGAAAUAUGGACGGAUUUUCCAAAGCAGUCCAUGCUGGAGUCUCAGUACUGGUAUUAUAUCUUGGAAAUGAGCUUCUAUGGUUCUCUUCUCUUAAGCGUUGCCUUUGAUGUCAAGCGAAAGGACUUUAAGGAGCAGAUCAUCCACCACUUGGCCACACUGGUCCUCUUAUCAUUUUCCUGGUGUGUCAACUACAUUAGAAUAGGAACGCUGGUUAUGAUUGUCCAUGAUGCCUCUGACGUUUUACUGGAGUCUGCAAAAUUAUUCAACUAUGCCAAAUGGGAGAAAACCUGCAAAAGUCUUUUUGUUCUGUUUGCCUUGGUGUUUCUGGUAACACGACUGAUCAUCUUCCCAUUCUGGCUGAUCCACUGUACCUGGGUCUACCCCGUGCUCCACUACCCUGCCUUCUUUGGCUAUUACUUCUUCAAUAUGAUGCUGGUGGUUCUUCUCUGUCUGCACAUAUUCUGGGCCUACCUCAUUCUCUGCAUGAUCAGAAAAUUCAUGUUUGGCACUCUGAUCAGAGAUGAAAGAAGUGACAAUGAGGAGGAAGACAGCAGCCUGACAGAGGACGAAAAUGAGGACCAGCAUAGGCUUGGCAAUGCAUUGGCAGUUGGUGAGAAGGAGAACAAGGACAAGAACGGCAGCUUUGGAUGCUUGUCUCCACCAGAGAAUAUCUGCCGGUCAAAGACUGUAUACUAACUCAUGCUCAGUAUGAUCAGUAGAGCCAAAGAUGUGGGAAAUACACCCAGUCUCACUCUAGAACCCUCAAAUACCACAGCUGUUUCAGUGCGUUCAACUAACUCCAAUGUAAAGCCAAUCAUCAUCAGUCUGUCGGAGCAACUGAUGUAGUUUAUAGUGAGAUAACCAUGUAAGUUGUAUGAGUUCAACAAACACAGGACUUCCACCCUGAGGCCAUUGGUCUGUACUGUGUGGAACCAGAGGUGAACAUUGACUUAUUUCACUAGUUUUGUUAAAUAACUUCCAGACUUUACAAACAGCAGUUGCAUAACAAGCGUAGUUAUUUUUCGUAACAAAUGUACUUAUGUUAACCCACAAUACAAUAUUUUCCUGAACUGAGAAUCCAUCUCUAACUCUGAUAAUCUCUCUAAACUGAUAAUAGAGGCAAACCUAGAGCAUCAUGGUUUGAAGCUACGGACCACUGACAAAGCAGUGGUAUUUCAUGAGUUGGGAGUAAGCAUGUGUUGGAGAAAUAGAAUGAUGAUAUAUAAAUUUCAUCCAGUAUGGACUGAACAACCUGUACUUUCUCCAGAUACUGGCCCACAAACUAGCCCAAAUAAACACUUGCAGUUCCCACAGUGCUUUAAACUGCACACAUGUAAAGCGAGAGAGACUUCAAGAAGUAAAAAGAAAGAGAAUGUAUAACCCUCCCACAGCGUUAUGUGUUGCACACUUCACUGCCCUACAGGUCAAACCAGACAAGCAAACACAACACAAUCCCCACUGUGUGCUUAUUACCACAUCAAAUUGUUUCAUAUUGUUUGAUAAGUGCAAGAGGUGGUUUAUUCUUUACUGUUUCAUCCCAAAAGACCUGUUGGCUUUUCUAUCAACCCUUUGUUAGCUUGCAUUACUUAUUUAUGGUCACAUGAAUGGGAUCCUGUCACACAAUAGAUCUCCAGAAGAUUACCUUCAUGCACUACUGGAGAGUGCACACUACUGUGUUUAACAGUAUAUAUUUAAUACUAUACUGUCAAACAGUGGCCUUUCAUGAACAAUUCAAAUCUUGCUAUUUAGAGAGGUAAACAUUGUAACACGAUUUAAGAUGAACACCUAUCAUCUCCUAUUAUCCAUACACACAUUUUGUAUGAUAUAUUGUAAUUAUUCACGUAGGUAAUUGGACAAAUAUAGACUAAAUGUGAUAUUAGGAUUGAUUAAAUAAAAUAUGACUUUGAUACAAUAUUUCUAUUUAACAAAAGCAUACAUUUGGGCUGUCAUACAUAUCAUUUUCGUGUAUUUGUGUCUAGUGCAGAGAGUUUUAAAAUCCAAAUAUACUUUCUUCAUCCAUGCAGUUUGUAACAUGUAUUGUGUCAUCUCUUCAUGUCUGCAAAGGCUGUGCAGACAUCUGAAUACUGACCAAAAUGUAUGAUCGCUAGAACUGGUGGCAUUAACUUCUUAUGUGUGGAACAUGUCAGCGUAUGUAGACGGCCAAAAGACUCCAUUCUGUCUGUUCUGCUGCCUUCAUGUACAUCUGUUAUGAAGUAAAUCAGGGUCCAAUUCAUCACUCCUCUUAUUUAUAUUAUGGAAAUACCAAGUGUGGUAAUGGAUGAUUUCUAGUCAGUGUUCAAGUAUUUCAUUAACAUAUUUUAAAGAAUUUGGAAGGGUGGAAGAGUGAGUAUCAUGAAGCAAUAUGAAGUUCAUGGUUUAUUCAUCCUUUAUGUUUAUUUUAACCCACAGCAAAUGAAGUAGUCAGAUCAAGUAUAUAUGAAGUGUCACAAUUAUGUAGCAAGUUGUCUUGAAUACUGAACUGUGUAAUUAUUAUGCUAAGGCAUUCAAAUUAUUAAAAACUGUAUGC
Messenger RNA from Cyclopterus lumpus (lumpfish), 3179 nucleotides. RefSeq names its product ceramide synthase 3a (gene cers3a). The record is from RefSeq and is a predicted model, not a curated record. The coding region runs from base 161 to 1348 and encodes 395 amino acids. Gene Ontology annotation, biological process: ceramide biosynthetic process. NCBI's taxonomy places the organism in Eukaryota, Metazoa, Chordata, Actinopteri, Perciformes, Cyclopteridae. Gene Ontology annotation, cellular component: membrane. The transcript has 11 exons. Gene Ontology annotation, molecular function: DNA binding; sphingosine N-acyltransferase activity.